Rhopilema esculentum is the source of this 1741-nucleotide messenger RNA. RefSeq lists its product as uncharacterized. The record is from RefSeq and is a predicted model, not a curated record. Gene Ontology annotation, biological process: phosphatidylinositol phosphate biosynthetic process; protein localization to plasma membrane. Gene Ontology annotation, cellular component: plasma membrane. Lineage: Eukaryota; Metazoa; Cnidaria; Scyphozoa; Rhizostomeae; Rhizostomatidae.
ACCCGGUACUUCUAUCUUGUUAGCUUCUUCAGUAUACACCCCAAUGAUUGAUUCGAUUCUUUCUUCAUCAAUGAUCACGAGAUGAGCAGGGAGCAGUUGCUUGGAAGAGCUGAAUUUACAGACUUCGUUAGGCUGAUAGAGAAGCAAGGGAAUCUUACAGGUUUUAUUCAAAAUUGUGAAAAAUAUGAGCUUCUUAUUGAAGAUAUUAUAAAAAGUUUUGAAAAUGUCUCAUCAUUUGAGGUUGAUGGUAUUCUACAUGAAGGUUUAUUUAAAAUAUAUCAACAUGGGGGUAUACAGACUCAGUUAUUUGUGCUCCAGUUUGCACCAUCUUUGAUAUCUGCUUAUUUAACCUUGAUUGGAAGUAGGAUACUUACUGGAGGGGGUAAAUUAGAAACACUCCUGUUGUCAAUAUACAACAAGGAAGCAGCUGGGAACCGAGAGACACCUUUUGCGAAGUCAUAUAGAAUACCUUCUCUUUCAAACUCAUCAAUUUAUCAUGAGCCACUAUCAGCUACAUCUUCUGCAUUGACUGAACGUGCGCUAUCAAGACAUGAACAAUCUGAUAAACCAGUCUUGAUGAAAGCAUCUACAAAGAUUCUAAAUCGGAUAUCAGCAAGCUCAAGAUCAGAUGUUCUGAAUACAAUCCUUAGUGUUUAUAACAGCAAUAUUUCAGCAAUGACUGAAUCAUCACAUAUUGGCUUUUGUAAAAUGGUUGUGAGGAUUGCCAGGAGUGGAUUUGCACAUCUUGAAUCUGAUGACCCAAGGUUGACAAGUUUGCUAGACAAGCAGGAGCUGGAUUCAAUCAAACAUUACACUCGAAUAAAGCUUUCCAAUGAUGUCUAUCAGCAAAUGCUAACUGGUUUAUAUUUUAUCAUGUAUGAUGGGUUUGGUGAGGCAGCUUAUGCAGCUCUGAAAAGUCUUGAAGUUAUGGCAAGGCAUACUCUAAAUGCAGCAUUAACCAUGACUGUAAGAGCCAUGACUUCACAUAUUGAAAGUUCAUUCAAAGAGACUCAAGUUCCUCUUGCUUGUAAUCCUAUGAAAAGCAUUAGGAGGCAAAUAGAUUCUACCAAAAGACGAUAUGCCUUCACUGGCAGCCCCGCCCUACUAACACCUGACUCUGCAUUGGAAAAAAGCCAAUACAAAGAUGAAAGUAGUGAUGCUGUUGAUGCAGCCACAACUGUCUCCCACACAACUAAUUCUGCUGUCAAAGAACCUGCUUCAUCUGCCAUUGAGAAUAAUCCUAAUGUUGCCGAAGGCAGUGUAGCUCUAGUAAAUGAAAAGAGAAGCUCGAGUCUAUCUGACAAUGAAAGGCCUACAAAUUUACAUUCAGAAAGUGAGGAUGAUGCAAAUGAAAGCACCAAUUUACUAAAAGAGCAUGCAAAACCCACAGAAAAGAAAGAUACAGUCAAUCAUGAGCGAAUAAAAAUAAAUAUAGUAACAGACGAUGAUGAUAAUUUUAAAAAUCUUUUAAAUAUGGCAGAUGUUGAGUUAACUUAUCAACCAGCAUCAACAGAACCAGAAUCAGAAGUGAGAUUUGAUACUUCAUUGUAAACUGCUAUUUCUUUUAUAAUAGUCAGUGAAUGCUUAUGCAAAAUUAUUUUACAUAGGGUGUUUUAUUUCUUAUAAAUCAAGUAUUAUGUAAUAAAGAAGUAUAAAAAGACAGAUAAUAAUCAUUCAAGUUUGUAUCAACUUGUCAUUACCAGUGCUAACAUGAAUGGAUAAUUAUCUGGUAAUUCUCAAA